CCGGCAAUGGCACGACACAAAUGUCAAGACUGCGGGAAAACGUUUGAUUUAAAACGAUAUCUAACAAAACAUGAAUUACGAAUGCAUAAAAAUGUUGUGAAAUCGAAGAAUGACAGAAGCGCUUCAGAUCCACUGAAAUGUAGUAUGUGUGAUAAAGUAUUUCCACGUCUUUCUCAUCUUCAGCGUCAUCAAAUGACACAUCUUAAUGUCAGAAAUUAUUCAUGUACAUUUUGUGAAGAGAAGUUCGUACAAAAAUCACAUUUAACUCGCCACGUCUCUCGAAAGCAUUCGAAUGCUCCUGGAGUAGAAGUUGACUGGACAGCGUGUGACAAAUGUGGGCAAUUAUUCAAGACUACUUAUGAAAUGAGAAUUCAUCGACAGACAUAUCACGAACUUCACAAAUGUAAACAAUGCCAAGAAGUAAUAGAAGCAGGAAGUGAUGGUUUACGGAAACAUCAUAUGCAAUGUAGAAAAUACUCAAAUGUUUGUGAUGAGUGUGGAGCAUCUUUUUCUCGGCCUGCAGACUUGGUUUCCCAUGAGACUUCUUGUCUUAAAAAGUUCGCAUUUGUCUGCAAACCAUGUGAUUCAUACUUUCGACAAAGAGUUCAGCUGGAUCGUCACAUUAAAAAAGCUCACUUCCACCCAACAAAAUGCUCCAAAUGUGAACAAAUAAGCGACACACCCGUACAAAAUUCACGACACUCUCUAGAGUGUGUAAAAGUAAUCAUCUGUGGUUACUGUAGUCUCAAAAAUCCAGAUAAAAACCACGUGGCUACAGUACAUUGGCACCGGCUGAAGCGUGCAGUGUCGAAAAGUGUCACAAUAAGACACAAAUUGAAAGAUGCACCAAUCGCCGAUAAAGAUGUUCCCAGCAGUUCAGGCCAAUCCUCAUUAGAAGAAGAAAUUUUAGACGAUUCAGAAGAUGAUUUGGAAGAUACUGGGGAAGGACUAAGCAAUCGGGAACAGUUCAAAAAUCGAGAUAUAAAACGAGAAAAUAAUCUAGAAGAAGUAAAAUCAUCAACUGAUAAUAGAGAUGAAGAAGAUAGUUUGUUUAAUUUCCCAGACACUUCUACAUCUCAAUUAGACUUCUGCUCAACAGCAUUCACAGAAGAUGAUAGUUUUCCUGGAGAUUACGUAACAUUAUCAAUUUGUCCCAAAAAUACGGAUUUGUCGUUUGAUUUACGAGAUCGACUCCCACCCGAACUUUCUGAACUAUUUCCCGAACUUGAAGCUACUUCAAUAGUUCUACUAAACAAAAGCAUAAGAUGCAGAAUGACAGUCCGUGUGCCUGUAUGUAUCCCAAAGUCAUCUACACAGGAGGCGGAAAUGCGAAAAUGGCUAGAUAUGACAGUUGUGUUGAAAGACGAUUAAUUUAUUAUUGUUCUCUAAACAAAUAUUUGAACUAUUUAAAACUUCCAUUAAUGUUCGAUAUUAAGUUCUCGAAUAAAAGUUGAUUAUCAUU
Molecule: messenger RNA, 1462 nt
Organism: Caenorhabditis elegans
Lineage: Eukaryota; Metazoa; Nematoda; Chromadorea; Rhabditida; Rhabditidae
Gene: Y5F2A.4
Product: C2H2-type domain-containing protein
Exons: 9
Coding region: 7-1371 (454 amino acids)
Cellular component (GO): nucleus
Source: RefSeq, marked reviewed